This is a messenger RNA of Anopheles gambiae (African malaria mosquito), 6640 nucleotides long. It is a transcript of the gene REPTOR, whose product is annotated as protein CREBRF homolog. Gene Ontology annotation, cellular component: nucleus. Gene Ontology annotation, biological process: regulation of transcription by RNA polymerase II; response to unfolded protein. The transcript is spliced from 7 exons. Bases 2378 to 5113 code for a protein of 911 amino acids. Gene Ontology annotation, molecular function: RNA polymerase II transcription regulatory region sequence-specific DNA binding; DNA-binding transcription factor activity, RNA polymerase II-specific. The record is from RefSeq and is a predicted model, not a curated record. Lineage: Eukaryota; Metazoa; Arthropoda; Insecta; Diptera; Culicidae.
GACGCGCUACGGGAACGUACGGGUGUGUGAGUGUGUUGCGCUCGAACGAUGAUAAUUCUCACACAGAGUGAGCGUUUCGCUUGCUCGUUCGUCCUGCUCGAUUCAAUUCAAAACAAUCAAACAAGCAGUGCGGACGCACCGCAAAGCGGUCGCAGCCGAAAGUGAUAACAUUGAACAGUGAGACAUACGGUCCGUGUACGCAAACAAAAAAGAAACAUUUUUGCACUAACUCCGAAGACACCGCGUGUGACGUACGGGUUAUCAGUUUUUUUUGCUUUCUGGUGGUGAUGUAAAGUUGCUGUAAAAGUGACACACUUUGUUGUGCUUUGUUCCGUAUUGUAGAUUUUUGCGACAGCCACCGAGCAGGCUAAAUUGUGAUUCCUAUUGUUUUUGUUGUCGUUGUGCAUUGAACAUAGAAAAAAACUGAUUAAAGUGUGUUCAAAUUUGAAUCAAAAACAAUUUUAACAGAACACAACCACAAGGAACCAGCAAAAGGUGUAGAGAGAGAAAAAAAGGCGAAAGUCCUGGCCUAAAAGUGCUGUAUACAAACGUGUUUGUGGGUGCAUAUCGGUGUAUGUGUGUGUGUAUUGCACAGCUGAUAUACAAACGAUUAUUAUGUAAGAAGCGAACUCUCUAAAGCAAGGCCAAAGUAAUUGCUCUUCAAUUGAUUGCACUUCUAUUGUGUUUCGCAGUCCGCAUAAAGUACAAUAUCGUUUUCGAGUUAAAACUGUUGACAGUUUCCACGAAAGAGUCUCUCGGUCGCACUGAAAAUUGAGCUACAUCCCGAGUAAACAGGUUAGCUGGUGGACAGGAGAGGAGCGAAGGAGACAGGAGAGGUGCGAAGGAAAGGGCGCACGCAACAGGGUGGUUUGUUGACACGAAAAGGAGAGAAAUCGCUGUCCGUCGUCGAUCGAUACACGCGCGCCCGCGAGAGAGAGAGAGAGAGAGAGAGCGAGAGCGUGCGCGCACGAGAACGCGUACCAGCGUGCGCUGCUUUCAGCCCGCCACCCGUCGCUUCGUUCCGUCGUAGUGUGCGAGGCGUGCGUGUGCGCUUGUAUCUGCAUGCGUGCAAGGGUGUGUGUGUGUGUCAGUAGGUAGCGGAAUAGAAAAAGCAACACAGCCGCCGCCAUAUUGGUGCCGUUGUGUGUGGGGAGCAGAAUCAAAACAAAGGAAAAUCAUCUGAUCAGAGCGAGCGAACGCAAAACGCGCAAACACAGAGCGACACGGGCACAACACACAUCGAAAGGCGAGAUCGUUGUUCACGUCAUCGGGCAGAAGUCGAACAUUGUUGUUAGUAGACGGCAGUAGCUGUGUUUCUGUGUUCUGUGGUGCGAAAAGAACAUCAAAUUCGGUUGGCGAAUUCUUCCCGAACCUUUACGCGGAUCCGGCAUUUUGUGUGCGGCACAGAAAGUGGGUGACGGCAACCUCGCACCCUUGCACCCCUCACAGGGUGGGUUAGGAAAUAAAAAAAUGAUAUAAUUCAGCCUGAGUGAGUCGUUCACAUUUUGCAGUUCAUAUACAGUCCGUCGUAGCGGCUGUGUCAGUGUUUCUUCAAGAAACGGGCAAUUUCAACCGAGAAGCGUCCGACAGACAAACCACGGGACAAGCACAGACAACACAGAAAACUAACUGAAAACAAGUAAACAACUAAACAUUUAUAGAAAAAAAAACUUGAAUAACCGUAAAAUUAGAAAGGAAUACAAAAAAAGCCAAACGCAGCAGCAUAAAGCAGUGAUCGAGUGUAACAUAAAAAAAACCCAUUCAAACUCACAAAUACACCCAUCCAGUUGUACGGGUGCCGGUUUUUUGGCUGUUUUAUCUUAUCAAGCGUUUCAUGGUCGAUCGCCUGGUGCCAUUUUUGGGGCGAACGCUGUGUGCGUGUGUUGUGAGUGAAUAAAAGUGAACGGAAUUAUUAGACGGCUUUGCACGGGAGUUCGAGAGUGGUGUUUUUUGGGGGCUAUUUUUUUUUUCUCAACUCAGUCAAAAGUGAUCAAAACAAUUGCAGCCGGGGGAGAAAAACCAGGCGUUGCAAAGAUUCGCGAACGAAAGAAGCGAAACUUGCGCGCGAAAUGUGAACAUGCGAAACGGGAGCGAAACUGAACAGCGCGUGAAGCAACCGUGAGACUUUGUUUGAUUGGUGGAGUGGAUUGGGGAGAUUAUUUCGUGCAUCUGUCGUGUGGUCCGCAGUAUAUGUAAAAAUUCAGCAGCCCGGGAGCUGUAGCGGCAGAGAAGAAGGAAUCGGAAAGGAAAGUCAGACACACACAUACACAUACAUCUCACCCGGAAAUAGAAAGCAUCCCUUUACGACACAAGGAUUAGCCUUCGGGCAGCAUCCAGCAAACCGAGCGUGGUUGGUUUGGCGCGUACAGGAGUCUGGAUGAUGAGUAGCUUCGGCGGCUUGCAGAGCGGAGGCGGCCUAAACUUCACCACCGGUAUCGGUAGCGUUGACGGAAGCGUUUCGAUCGUCAAGCAGGAACCCACGGUAUACACGGCUUCGUCCGCGGACGGCGGAACGAACGCAGGCAACAACAGUAGUUGCAACACGAUCAACAACAACAACAACAACAACAACAGCCACAAUCAGCAACACCAUUUCCAGCAGAACACCUUCAUGAUGGACGCACUGAGCAGCAAUCCGAUGCUGACGACGGCAUCGAUGCCGAUACCGUCCCGGAGCGCCAACCAUCAGCGCGUGAUGCAGUCGGAUCUGGACUUUGGUAACGAGAUGGACCACCAGUUCCGCAGCUCUGGCCAGCUGCUGCACGAUGUCGGCGUGAUGGCGGCCGGCAACGGCGGCAGCUUCCAGACGGGCAGCCUGCCCACACAGAUGGACGGCAUGUUUCACAGCGGCUGGGACAACCUGAUCCUGACCGCGGACGGUAUCGAUCUCGGGCCGAUGAAUGCGGCCGGCCUGCAGAUGAUGGACACGUGGAACAAUUUAAUUUCCCCGUCCUCGACGGUGUCGUCGGCGACGCAGCUGGACGAGUCGGGCAUACAGCAGGUGAUGGUCGGCGACGGUACCGCGAUCGUGCUGGGCGGUGGUGGCGUCGGUGGCCUCGGCGCCGGACAGCAGCUGAUGGAAGAGUUUGAGGUGUACCCGCUGGAAGAUUUCAAUGACGGGCUGCUGUGCAAUGAUUUGAACACGAUCGACGGGCUGUUUCACGACGAUAUAACGCUGCUCAGCCAGCCGCUGAGCCAGCAGUCGCCGAACCUGAGCGGUGACAGUGCCAUCAUCCUGUCGCCCAGCCUGCCCCAGCAGAUUCUGGGCCGUUCGUCGAACCUUACGUCCGGCGGGCUGACCAUCUUGGCGAGCGGCGAGAACACGGUCGGCAGCGUGGGCAGUAACAGCGUGUCGUCGGGCUUCGGACCGGCCACGGCCGCCAGUGGCAUGCAGCUGCUCACGAACGACCCGAUGGUGGCGGCCAACUACAUCAGCAACACCAACAGCAACAGCAGCUUGCUGUACGAUGAGCAGACACGCAUCUCCUCGUCGCCGUUCGAGCUGUACACGAAGCAGGAACCGGGCAGUGCGGUCCAGUCCCCGCUCGCCUUCUCGCCCAGCAGCCACGGUUCCAGCCCGUCCAUUUCCGAGGGUGGCCACCUGAUGGUACCGCAGGCCGGCAGCUCAGCGGCGAAGAAUUUGCUGCAGCAGCAGCUGCAGAGCUCGUUCAACAACAACAACACGAUGUACAACGGUGCCUCGAGUACGAUAAGCGCCGGCAAGCUGAUCAAGAGCGGCGGUGCGACGUCCCCGGGCAAUAAUAACAGCGACACGGCGAAGAACCAAAACCUGGGCGGUAGUAGCCCGGGCCUUGAUGCUGGUGCACACCAGCAGCAGCCGCAGCAGCAGAUGCCACUGCGCGCUUCGCGGCGUGGCUUCAACUUUAGCCGGAACAGCGGCAACGUGGGUCAGGUGCAGCAUAACCCGAAGUAUUCCACCCUGCAGCAGCUGCUGAUGAGCAACACGUCCGAUCGGCUGGGCAGCGGCGGCAAUCUGGUGCUGGGACAGUCGGUUCCCGCCGGUAGCGGUUCCGCCGGGUUGCUGUCCGGUGCCGCGCUCAGCCCCGGCGGUAGCGGCGGCAGUUACUCCGGCCGGCGUCUGUUGCAGGCCCAGCUGGCGGCGGGAACGACGAGCGCGGCCGUUUCGGUCGGCUCGAAUGCCGGCACGUCCGGUACGGCAAUGUCGCGCUUGUCCUCGUCCGCACCGACACACAUUUCCGGCUUUGAGCAGAUUUGGCAACGGCGCGAGCCGCGCCCACAUCUCCUGUCGACCGGUAGUUUGGCCGAGGCCGGCUCAACCUCUUCGCUGAGCACCGGAAGCAUCCUUAGCCCGGAGGCGCCCGAUUUUUCACACGACGAAGGCUACUCAGACGAUAGCGAUCACUAUGAGGAUUACUCCAGCGGCGAAGAUUCGGAUAGCGAGGAUACGGGCAAGGUUUCGUCCAGUGCCGGCAGCAAGGCAAAGCGCUACUUCUGGCAGUACAAUGUGCAGGCGAAGGGACCGAAGGGACAGCGUUUGGUCAUCAAAACGCAGGUGGAGGAUCCGCACGUGCUGAACGCGGUUACCGAUCCCGUAUUCAGCCCGAACUGCUCCGUUCGAGGCAUUAAGAAUCUUCGUUUACAGCACAGCGGCAAGGCGCGGAAGGGUGACGGCAACGAUCUGACGCCGAAUCCUCGCAAGCUGCACAACAUCGGCAAGGAGCUGGACAAGCUCGGCCGCGUCAUCAACGACAUGAAGCCCGUUAGCGAGCUGCCGUUCAAUGCGCGCCCGAAGACGCGCAAGGAAAAGAACAAGCUGGCGUCGCGGGCCUGCAGGCUGAAGAAGAAGGCACAGCACGAAGCGAACAAGAUCAAGCUGUACGGGCUGGAGACGGAACACAAGCGUCUCAUGAACGGAAUAUUGCAUCUGAAACAGAUCCUGGUGACGAAGUGCAGCAAUGCGGGAACGGCCAGUGAGAACCCAGAAGAGUACAAACAGCAACUAGACACGUUGGUGCAAACGUCAUCCAAAAUAAAAAUUGCUGGCAAUUCUACUGAGUUUGUGAACAAAAUGCUCGAGAAUGUGCGGACGGGUAACAACACCAGCAUAGAUACGGUGCUGGAGCACUUCUAGAUCGGUCCGGAAGCUUCCUGUUGUGUUGUGCGCUUGUUAUGAACGAUACAGCAACGUGUGUGUGCGUGCCGAGAGGAGGAGGAGGAGUCGCGAAGUCGAAUGGUGAUGGUUUUGCGCGUCAUUUUCUCUCCACUCUGGAGGGAAAGUCGAACCAGCACCAAAUCACCAAUGACGAAUCAAUGAGACUGUAAGAUAAAAAAAAAAGAAAGCAACCAAUUACCUUCGUUUUGUUUAAAACUACAUAAUAUUUUCUAAUGAGCGUGCAUUGUAUGAAUAAUGCAUAAAACGGCACAUGAUGCACAUAGUGCGGCGAGGAAUAAGUGAUAUUUGCCAUUGCGCUGUUGGCAGACGCCGGCAGCAGUGGUGCAAAAGCAAUCACUCCGGAUGGCGCAGUGAAUGAGAAAUUACUACCACCUAAGAGAAGAUCGUUGCAGAAGAAGGAGAAGCAUUUGUACGGGGAGUGCACUUUCCAUGCAAAGUGCAAUCCAGAACACGUGACAGAGCGAGAUAGAAGAGCAAGAGGGAGAGAGAGAUAAAGCGAGGGAGGAAUGCUGAAACAUAUGUUGGUCAUUAUAUGAUAUUUGAACAAGCAUUAGCGAGUAAGAACACAUUUCUUUACAUGCAUAUACAUAUACGUAGAUACACUGUAAGGUACCGGAUAAGGAUUAUUCAAACCUGUUUUUGUUUGUCAGUACAACUUGUUACAUUAUAUAUAUACGGAUAUAUUUUUUAUACGAAGUUGAUCACUAAAAGAAAACAAGCACCAAGUACUAAUUUGGAUUUAUUGCCUCCACUUUUCUUCUUCUGUUUGUUGCAAACUCAUCGAGCAAGCGCCUUGUAGUGCGUUCUCUCGAUUGGAAAGUGGUGGUCGUGAUCUUCUCCAGUUAAACACUUUACCUCUACAACGAAAUCAAAACCACACUGGUUUCUUUUGUAUAAAACCCCAAUCUCUGAUCAAAUCAACUUCACAGAAAUCACCUCUAUUAUGUGUACAGCAGAUUACAAAUAUUGGUAACCGGUAUGACCAACUAUCCCUAAACCAAAACCACACGGACUGAGAUGAGUGCCGCGUCAAACGCGACCAUAUACUUAUCAUACUUUGUGCCACACAAACUACACGCGCGCGUACAUAUACAUGCAGUUACACAUCCAUCCAGCGUGACCAAUAGGGUUAACAGGAACAAAAAAAAAAACACAAACGAAUGAAAUGAAGCUCAGGAACAAAGUGCGUGUGUAUUGGGGUUGGAUUGAACAAUUGCAGUUUUUUAUUUCUUACAAACGUGCUUACUUUAGAACCAUUUUUGUUAUUUUUUUUUCAAAUUCAAUGUGAAAACGAGUUGUGUCGGAGCAAUGGAAACUGUAUGUUUGAGAUACAGGAUAAUUUACACAUAAGGAUCAUUUUAACAUUCAAACUUUUUCUCUUUAAAAAUGAAGGAUGGGAAUUAUUUUGUGUGCCGUAGGUGUGGAUAUUGAACGAGACGAAUGAAAUGCUUGAAGAAAGCAAACAAAAAAAAACAAAAAAAGAAA